Ochotona princeps (American pika) is the source of this 2902-nucleotide messenger RNA. RefSeq names its product nuclear cap binding subunit 3 (gene NCBP3). Gene Ontology annotation, cellular component: cytosol; nucleus. The record is from RefSeq and is a predicted model, not a curated record. Lineage: Eukaryota; Metazoa; Chordata; Mammalia; Lagomorpha; Ochotonidae. Gene Ontology annotation, molecular function: mRNA binding; RNA 7-methylguanosine cap binding. The coding region runs from base 40 to 1944 and encodes 634 amino acids. The transcript has 14 exons.
UGUGGGGCGGGCUCUCGGUGGUGCGGCCGGCGGGCAGCGAUGGCGGCCGUACGCGGCCUGCGGGUGUCGGUGAAGGCGGAGGCCCCGGCCGGCCCGACCCUGGGGCUCUCCUUGCCCGAAGCAGAGUCCGCUUUGGAGCGCGGCGAGCCGGAGCCCAUGGAGGUGGAGGAGGGCGAGCUGGAGAUCGUCCCGGUGCGGCGCUCGCUGAAGGAGCUGAUCCCGGACACCAGCAGAAGAUACGAGAACAAGGCUGGCAGCUUCAUCACCGGAAUCGAUGUCACUUCCAAAGAAGCAAUUGAAAAGAAAGAACAGCGAGCCAAGCGUUUCCAUUUUCGAUCAGAAGUAAAUCUUGCUCAGAGAAAUGUAGCCUUGGACCGAGACAUGAUGAAGAAAGCAAUCCCCAAGGUGCGUCUGGAGACCAUCUACAUUUGUGGAGUGGACGAGAUGAGUACCCAGGACAUCUUCUCCUAUUUUAAGGAGUACCCGCCAGCUCACAUUGAGUGGCUGGACGACACCUCGUGUAAUGUGGUUUGGCUGGACGAAAUGACAGCCACACGAGCCCUUAUUAAUAUGAGCUCUCUGCCAGCCCAGGAUAAGCUCAGAAGCAGGGAUACUGGUGAAGAAAAGUCAUCUGAGAAAAGUAAAAAAGAUAAGCCGGAAGACAGUUCUGAUGACGACGAGGCUGAGGAAGGAGAAGUUGAAGAUGAAAACGCAAGUGAUGUGGAGUUGGACACACUGUCUCAGGUAGAAGAAGAGUCUCUCUUAAGAAAUGAUCUUCGUCCAGCUAACAAACUAGCUAAAGGAAAUAGAUUGUUCAUGAGAUUUGCUACAAAAGAUGACAAAAAGGAGCUUGGAGCAGCCAGACGGAGUCAGUAUUACAUGAAAUAUGGGAAUCCAAAUUACGGAGGCAUGAAAGGAAUUCUUAGCAAUUCUUGGAAGCGAAGAUAUCACUCCCGUCGCAUUCACCGGGACGUGAUCAAGAGGCGAGCUCUGACUGGGGAUGACGUCGGCUUGACUUCAUACAAGCACCGACAUUCCGGACUAGUGAAUGUUCCUGAGGAGCCCAUCGAAGAGGAGGAGGAAGAAGAGGAGGAGGACCAGGACAUGGAUGCCGAUGACCGGGUGGUGGUGGAGUACCAUGAGGAGCUCCCUGCCCUCAAGCAGGCCCGGGAGCGGGGUGCGUCCAGGCGCUCAAGUGACAGCAGCUCAGACUCGGAUGAAAUGGACUAUGAUCUGGAACUGAAAAUGAUUUCCACCCCUUCACCAAAGAAAAGCAUGAAAAUGACCAUGUAUGCCGAUGAAGUGGAAUCUCAGUUGAAAAAUAUUAGGAACUCCAUGAAGGCAGAUAGCAUUUCCACAAGCAAUAUCAAAAACCGAAUCGGUAACAAAUUAUCAACAGAGAAGUUUGCAGAUGUUCGGCAUCUGCUAGAUGAGAAACGGCAGCAUUCAAGGCCACGGCCACCAGGCAGCAGCACCAAAUCAGAUAUACGCCAGCGGUUAGGCAAGAGACCAUAUUCUCCAGAGAAGGCUUUUAGUGGUAACCCGAUGGCUCGGAGAGAGCCCCCUUCCGACGUGCACAGUAGGCUGGGUGUUCCCAGGCAGGAUGUUAAAGGUCUCUACUCGGACACUCGGGAGAAGAAGUCAGGUGGCUUAUGGAAUCGCUUAGGAUCUGCACCCAAGACCAAAGAAAAGAACCUGAAGAAAGUGGAUCCCAGGGUACCCGGCACUGAGGAAGAUGAUUCCGAGCUGCAAAGGGCGUGGGGGGCUCUGAUUAAGGAGAAAGAACAGUCUCGCCAAAAGAAGAGCCGCUGUUACCAGCACCCUUUUCCCAAGAAAAGUCAAUUCCCAGGUGCUUAUUGGACAGCCUUCGAAGGGGAAGAUGAGGGAAGCUGCCAGCUCAGCCUUCCUGGACCCCAGUGUGGGGGCCGAAUCUCAAGGGCCUGAUCUCAGAGGUGUACCUGUGCCGCCCACGUAGCUGAGAGGCCCAGCGUUGACCGCCCUUCUUCUGCUCCCGGGGGAUUCUGUCAGAGGCCUCUUACUGGCUGUCGGCUUGACAUCAAGUUCAGUGCUCUGGGGGUCUUGUAGGGGGAAAAAACUGUGACUUCUGGAUUUGGGGUUGAUUUUGGGUUAGGGGUGGGGUCGUGGGUUCAUGUUGAACAAUUUUUAAGUAUUAUGUUGAAGAAAUACUGAUGAUUUAAAAGUUUAAAUUUUUAAUUUUUAUAUGUGGAAAUUCUUCCUGUUGGUUACAGGGGAAGCUCAAGUAGUGUCUUCUUUUGUGCUGUUAAAUAUAUAUUAUAUACUUUGGAAGAAGGCAAAGAGAGGAGUCUCAUUAUUUUUAAAUGCCUCUGAUAGUCUGUGCAUUGUACAUAGGGCUCCGCUCGCUUUGGGUCCAUGGUAGCAAAAAGUCUACCCAUCUGAGAUGGGGAACUGUGUCAUCACUUCAGAAGUGAUGCCUUAAUAUUUAUUCUUUCUGUCUCCAAGUUGUGGCACUCGAAGACUGUUUUAAAACUAGCAAAUAAGAGAAUAAGUUACAGAAAUUUUCACUGGCUUAGUUUUAAACUCCCUUCAGAUAAUUUUCCUUCAAAAAGGAAAUUCUGUUGUCCUCCUCUGAUUUUUAUCUAGAAGUAUUUAAUUUGAUUUCCCUCUGCAGGCUGAAAAAUAGUGUUUCAUUUCAGUGCACUAAAACUUGAGAGUCCAGUACACAGUAAGCCUCGUCCCUUUUGUGAUGUCCCCGUUGGCCACAGCCUGCAGUGUCCUAGCGGAAGCCCGGACCCCAGAGACCUUGACUUGUGGCUGAGCUAGUGGUCACACUGAUUCCCCUGGGGUCCGAGGGAAUCUGGAAUACAGAACCCAUUGGUCACAAAGAAAGCAAAGGGCUUUAUUUUCUUGAAACAUGAAAGCU